AAACAAGCAGCCAGAAAACGCACAGCCAUAUAGAACCAAAGAGAGAGGAGAGUUCUGGGAUGUGGACUGGAGUUUUGGAUGGGCACAAAAGAACCUCUAGAUAGCUCAAUGGGGUAGCCGUACAGACCCAUUUGGUUCCCAGGAUAAACAUAAACACAAUGAAGUGCAUCAAGAGGCCAAGAGGGAAGCCAUACCAGUGACAUUUUGAGUAUGUGACAGUGACAUGGUGAGAAGCUGACCAUGGGUGACUGGAACCUGCUGGGCAGCAUCCUAGAAGAGGUCCAUAUACAUUCCACCAUUGUGGGAAAGAUCUGGCUUACUAUACUCUUCAUCUUUCGCAUGCUUAUUCUGGGAGCAGCUGCUGAGGAUGUAUGGGAUGAUGAGCAGUCAGAGUUUGUCUGCAAUACUGACCAACCAGGCUGUAAGGCAGUCUGCUACGAUCGUGCUUUCCCCAUUUCCCUAAUUCGCUUCUGGGUCUUGCAAGUGAUUUUUGUGUCUGCGCCUUCACUCGUCUACAUGGGCCAUGCUCUUUACUGCAUUAGUUCAUUGGAGAAGGAACGUCACCGACGACGGGCCCAGCUAAAGGAGGAGCUUGAUGAGGCUGAGUUGGCGUUGGAUGAACAAAAGCGGGUGGAAAGAGAGCUGAGGAGAUUGGAAGAGCAGAAGAAGGUGAAGAAGGCACCUCUGAGAGGCUCUCUAUUGAGAACAUACAUCAUCCAUAUCCUUACACGCUCCGUGGUGGAGAUCUGCUUCAUCCUGGGCCAGUAUAUACUAUAUGGUGUCCAGCUGGAGCCACUCUAUAAGUGUGAGAGACUGCCUUGCCCCAACAGCGUAGACUGUUACAUCUCUAGGCCCACAGAGAAGACGAUAUUUAUGGUCUUCAUGAUUGCCAUCGCUGGUGUCUCACUUUUCCUAAACAUUCUAGAAAUAUCCCACUUAGGUAUCAGGAAAAUCAAACAGGUGUUGUAUGCAGAGAGGUACACAGAAGAUGACAGUUUGAUUUACAAGUCCAAGAGGAAGUCAUCCUUACCACAUCUCUGUGUAACAAGCAAUGUAUCACCUCACGAUGGGCCUUUGACUCAAACCUUCAAAGUGAUUCCAGGGGCGGACCUGAAACCGAGUCAUUACAACAGUGGGCUCAAAGCCAACCAGGACACACCAAGACACAACAGCUUGGCUCAUGUGGGGCACAGUCAAACCAUCUAUAUCUAUCCCCAAGCAAGGAAUCCACCCACGUCUGCCCUGAGCUGUGCAAUCCAAGCUCCCCAAACUAGUGAGGGUUCAGAGGUCCCCACAAACCUGGACCUCAAUCAAGCCUGGAUCCCUGUCAUGUCCACUGCAGAUGGGACUCAAACAAGCCACAAGGACAUUCAUGAGGAAGACCAUCCUCACCCCAGUCAUUUGGAAGCUCUGCUGGCCAGUAGCAACGUCAGGCCCAGAGCUAUUCCAAAUCUUAAUGAAAAUGAAAGAAGGGAGUCAAUGGGGAGCGAGUUCCUGAUCCCCAACACUAGGAAGACUAGCUUUAUGAUCAGGCCGCCAUCUGAGAGCUUGUCGUCCAUGACUGGCUCCACAAGUCCCUCCUUACAUACAUCAGAAGAGUCAGAUGAACUGGGGUCCUUGCAGGGAGACAUGCCGAUGAUGCCACCAGCCGGAGGCCGAAGAAUGUCAAUGAGUAUGUUUCUGGAUAUCUCCUCAAUCAUGAAGAAGUGAAGAGACAAGGCUAAUGUCAUGGCUGUAAGAGCUGUUGUCCACAACCCAGCUAGGUCACAAACAAGGGAGAAACUGUAUCAAUGAUCCAGCCAUCAACAUUGAUCCACUCAAGUCACAUGUGGCCCAAACCACUCAGCCAUGAUGAGGCAGCAGACUCAGUGCCAAAGCACCUUACAAUGUCUACAUGUUCACAUUAAUAGAAAAGGAUUUUUUGAAAAUGGACAUCUUUCAGUGUGUUGGCCAAAUUUUUGAUAAAUUUUAAGCAAAAAACAAAAAAAAUUAUUAAUCAUGGAGCAUUGCGCUUAAGAGGAUCUGUUUGUUUCUGUAACAUGGACUUUAUAAGCUUAAAUACCUUUUCUAAGUCAAAGACUUCAUUAGAGUGUGUGUGUGUUCUGGUUGCUCCUACCUUGGUGGGGACCAAAAUCUGAAAUUUACUGUACUGGUGGGGACCAACAGCCCUCAUGGAGACCAAAAUCCAGGUCCCCACGGGGUUGAAGGCAUUUUUUACACUCAAAAUGUGGUUUUAGUGUCAUGGUUACAGUUAGGUUAUGAUUAGGUUUUGGGUAAGAGUUAGGUUUAGGCAUUCAUCUUUGAUGGUUGGGGUAAGGGUAAGUGGCUAGUGAAAGCAUUAUGUCAAUGGGAUGUCCCCACGAGAAUAGCAACAGCAGACGUGUGUGUGCGUGUGUAGUGCAGUGGAGUGAUUUCAUGUGGAGUUAUACUUUAUAUUGUAUUAAAAUGAAAUAUUUAUUAGCAAAACAAAACAAACAACCCCACAAAAAACUUUUUUCAACAACUAUUUAAACAAAAUACACACAAACACAUACACACCACUAUGGAAUUUCCAUGCUUUUUAUUUUAUUUUUCAACAACGAUUGCCCAGGCAAAAUGUAUGUUUUUCUCAUAUCAAAUAACCAAGGCAUGGCAUUGCACAAUAGUUACAAAAAAACCCUAAACACUGGUCAUUUGAAUAUUCAAAGAUAAAAAAGGAAAUGAAAAAUACUAAAUCUGUUUCUAACAGUCAUGUUGCAGGUAAAAUGAAAAUGUAAAAUGUACAAAUACUAUAAAAAGUUACAAACAAUGCCACAGAAGCUGUCUACUUGUCUGUCUUUACUCAUGAAGAGGUAUGCUGAAGCAUGCAGGUAGAUACAUGUUAAGAGUGUGUUCAACUGUUUAUUUUUGUUAGCUUUGUUUUCUUAAAACAACAAGUUCACAAUCCAAGAUUCAUUCAUCCUGUAAACUGGCUGGAUAAAAUAGGUAACGCUAUUAGUCUGCGAUCAGAUAUCAGAUCACUGAAAACUGGAGGCAUCUGAAACUUUAAUGAAUGUCAGAAAACUCUUCCCAUAUACCCAGUGCUGUGUGCCAAAUAAACACUGUCUUCAAUUUCCUGGUAAUGCUGACAAAUUUAUCUUUCAAAAUAUAACAUUACAUAAAAUAAUUUAAAGCGGCUUUUCAUUUUAUUGUCACAAGUACAAUGAUAUCAUUUUACCAUAGUAACAUAUGCUGCCCCGAUAGUCUCUGGCUUAAAUUUACAUUUGAAAUGGCAUUACAUGCGCUACAUGACUUUUUCUGAAAAUAUUUAUCAAAAAGACUACUAGACAUUCUACAAAUGUUGUACCCUGACAUUUGGAUUUCUAAAAUUCAGACCACCAAAUGAUACCUUUUACUUCACUGAAGUGAAUCCUUCAAUUAAACCAAAAUCUUGUUAAAUUUACAGUCAAAACAAGGCACAGAAUCACUGCAUGAAGUUUCUUCAUGACUGCACAAAGUGCAUGUGGUGAACAGGAGUGAAAAAAUAUGGCAACAUAAUUCUAUGAUAUGACGUUUUCCAGUUUUACAGCAGUUUUAUAUCACUCCUUUAUUAAAAUUAGGGAUUAAAUAUUCCAAAAUGUACAACAAAAUUUUAAUGUUGACUCAAAGGCAAGUGUAGGUGAUAUUAUGAUCGCACACACUACAUUCCCAAAAAAUAUCAAAACCCAAAAUAUUUAUCACAUAUCUUUGCAAUUAGUGUUUUUCCCCUCACAAGACCUUUUCUUUUAGAAACCAGACAUAAAAUAGGUGGGUGUAACUGGGUUAAGCAUUUUAUAUUGACCUCUUUAAAAUUUGAAGGUGUUUUGUAACUGGGAAAGUGAAUAUUCUGUGAGAAACAGUGUUGUAAGCUCAUCAACAAAUAUGGAUCAGAUUAAUUAGAUCAAGUGUACAUCUCCUUUAUCCAGGAGGACAUUUGAGAAAGCAUUGGGCAUAUGAAAAAAACCAACACACACAAAGGAAAAGAAGUUAUAGCACAUAAUCUUAUAGAUAAAUACAAAUAAAAACAAUGAUAGAUGUAUGAUACUGUGAGAUAACCCAACACAUUUUCAAAACAAAGUGUUUUUAAUGUUCAAAAGAUCUAUUUAUUUCAAGUAAUUUUUCCAUUUCAGCACUUUUAUACAAACCAUGCAUGUUCUGUGAUUAUUCCACAUUUUCAUAACAAUGUUUUCCAGUUUAAUGAUGUUUCUUAAUUACAUAACUUUUUAAUAUAUUGAUUGCUGGCUCUCAAUAUUUUCAGAGGGGAGGAUGUCACAAAUGGAAGGUUCAUCAAUAAUGAAACAAAAUGCCUGAAAUAAACUUAUGGAAAUUCUACUACUGGACCCUGGUGAUGACAAAAUUUGAUUGCCUUGUUUUGUGACACUUACAGUGCAGUUUUUUAUAAGAGCAGUGGAAUUUCCAGUGAAUAAAAUAUUACUUUGAUGGUUAUGUCUAUACCCUCUGGCAGCACCAGUUAGAAUCCUACUCUUAUCACAAAGCCUUGAAACUUUUAACCAAUCUAAAUAAAACAUCAUCAUUUCCAUUAAAAUGAACUAUCUGUGUUAAUUUUAUCACUACAGUUAAAAGACCAUUUACUACACUACAUUGUAACUGACUCACACCUCUUUAUGUUAAAAUAUUACAACUUAAAAGUACGAGUGACUUGCAAAUAAAGAACAGUGUGUGUGGCAAUAGUGAGUGAGGGACCAGCUCAUGUAAUUGCCUGUCAUUCUCAUGUGUUAAAGCUGGCAUGUCAAGCUCACAUCCUAUCCAUUAAGAGUACUUUUUGAAUUUAAAUAUCCUAUCGUCUUUACCACACUAAUAGCUUCACAUUUACAUAAUCACGCAGGGAAGUUUUGACUCUUUAUUUCCUGGGUUGAUAUCUGAGAAUAAAGAUGAGUGUAAUAUUAGACUUUCCUGUGCUAAAAGUGGCACAACCCACAUUAAAAUGCCAUGGGCAUGCUCUAUCAUAAUGCUCACUGUGUAGCAGCAACAACACAGACACCAGCAGCACUCACCCCUGCCACGUGCCUCACCAUUGACAUUUCAACAGAUGAAUCUGGCAUCCCUUUAAAUCAAUAUGUGCCAGUGUGCUUGAAACUUUGAAUCACCAUGCAGUAUUACAGAUACUGAUGCGUAUGUAGAAAUUCACUAUUUGCUUCGAGUUUCAGCACAUUGAAAUCAUUUGUUAAUUUGAAACUGAACAUGCUGCACUGAAUACUUUUCAGCACAGUUGUCUUAUGAACAAUGCAA
This is a messenger RNA of Pelmatolapia mariae (spotted tilapia), 5247 nucleotides long. RefSeq names its product gap junction alpha-10 protein-like. Gene Ontology annotation, molecular function: gap junction channel activity. The coding region runs from base 241 to 1710 and encodes 489 amino acids. The transcript is spliced from 3 exons. Gene Ontology annotation, cellular component: connexin complex. The record is from RefSeq and is a predicted model, not a curated record. Gene Ontology annotation, biological process: cell-cell signaling. NCBI's taxonomy places the organism in Eukaryota, Metazoa, Chordata, Actinopteri, Cichliformes, Cichlidae.